Molecule: messenger RNA, 708 nt
Organism: [Torrubiella] hemipterigena
Lineage: Eukaryota; Fungi; Ascomycota; Sordariomycetes; Hypocreales; Clavicipitaceae
Source: the annotation of a GenBank genome assembly
AUGUCCGCGCCAACACCGCCGCUCCUGCCGCCCAAACCCGGCUCCCACGAAACAAGCGGCAUCUCUACUCCAUCGACGGUCCCUCCCGCGCCGCCUCCGCACCCAGCCGGCCUCGAGGUCUACAACCCGCACGAAGGUGACGUCGCGCCUCUUCCUCCACGGCCAGACAUCCCCGACCCCGGCGACAACUGGCUACCACAAUACCUCGCCGACAAACCGAUCCAAGACUUGGCAGCCAUCCUCGCCUCGCCCGAACUCCUCGCCAGCCUCACCCACUCAUCCUCCACCAUCCACCCAUCUCUCAAAGCAUCCCACGACUCUCUCACCGCAUCAUUAACAUCCAACGCCGAGCUCGCUGCCCGCCUCCAGCACCUCGAACACUCCCUCUCGCAGCAGCGCGCGAGCACACAGGCCCAGUUACUCUCGACACAUGCCCUCGAGCGCGCAUGGAAAGCCAAGCAAGGCGCCAUGGACGACGCCCUGCGGCCAUUCUCCCCGGCAGCCAUGUACCAACUCCUAGCGGCGUCGACAAACGAGCAGGCGCAGGUCUGUGCAGCUAUGGAAGAGAGCUUCUUAGCUGAGGGAGGCGAAGAUGAGAGCGAAGUCGGCGAGUGGGUGAAGAAGUACCGCGAAGCGAGGGUACUAUUCUACCAGCGCCAGGAGCGAAAAGAACGAUGGGACGAAGGACGAGUAGGCGGAUGGCGAUAA